This is a messenger RNA of Insectozyma verbasci, 1242 nucleotides long. NCBI's taxonomy places the organism in Eukaryota, Fungi, Ascomycota, Pichiomycetes, Serinales, Debaryomycetaceae. The record is from the annotation of a GenBank genome assembly.
AUGACACCUUCCAUUGAUUUUCAAAUUGAAAAAAUUAGUAAAUUUCAAACUAUUGAUAAAGAGUUUACUACAAAUGUUAUUAAAAAUACUUUAAUUGAUAUUUUAUCUAAAAUUGAUUAUUCAAAUUGUGAACCAGACGACGAAAAUUCAUUUUUCAUUUGUAAUUUAAAUCAAGUUAUUAAAUCUUAUAAUUAUUGGUAUCAAGAAUUACCUUAUAUUAAACCGCAUUAUGCUAUUAAAUGUAAUACUGACGUAAGAGUUAUUAAAUUAUUAAGUGAUUUAGGUUGUAAUUUUGACUGUGCGUCAAAAUCAGAAAUUGAAACAAUUUUACAAUUGGGUAUUUCACCAGAUAGAAUAGUUUAUGCAAAUCCAUGCAAGACUUCAUCUUAUAUUAGAUUUGCUAAGGAUGAAAAUAUCAAUUUAACUACAGUUGAUAAUGUUGAUGAAUUAUAUAAAUUAUCAAAAUUUCAUCCAAACUGUAAUAUUUUAGUUAGAAUUUUAACCAACGAUGAAACAUCUCAAUGUAGAUUAAGUACCAAAUUUGGUGCUUCAAUUGAAGAGGUUAAAGAUGAAAUCUUACCAAUUGCUAAAAAAUUAAAUUUAAAUAUUGUUGGUGUUGCAUUUCACGUAGGUUCAGGUGCAAAAGAUUUUAACUCGAUUUAUGAAGCAAUUAGAGAUUCAAGAAUUAUAUUUGAUGAAGCAAUUGAUUUAGGUUUUAACAUGUCAAUUUUAGAUAUUGGUGGUGGAUUUGAAGUUGAAACUUUUAAAGAAUCAUCAUCAAUGGUUAAUUUUGCAAUUUCAAAAUAUUUCCCCCAAAAAUUUAUUAGACAACAUGACAUCGAAUUUAUUGCAGAACCAGGUAGAUUUAUGGUUUCAAAUGCAUUUCUUUUAUGUUGUAAUGUAAUUGCAAAAAGAAAAUCAAUGUUAUAUUUAAAUGAUGGAUUAUAUGGUAAUUUAAAUUGUAUUUUAUUUGAUCAUCAAAUUCCAGAAAUUAAACUAUUAAAACAUAAAAAUAAAGUUUAUUAUGAUAGAAAUGAUUUACCAAAUGAUGAUUUUAAUUAUUCUAUUUGGGGUCCCACUUGUGAUGGUUUAGAUUGUAUUUCAAAAAAUACAAUAUUAAAUUAUGAUGUUGAUAUUGGAGAUUGGUUAUAUUUUCCAAAUUUAGGUGCUUAUUCAAGUUGUGCAAAAACACAAUUUAAUGGCUUUAAACAAGAUAGUAAGAUUAUUUAUGUUUUUGAAUAG